AUGUCUAUCAUUAUCUUUCUAUCUUCUCAGGCAUCUAUCUAUCUAUCUAUCUAUCUAUCUAUCUAUCUAUUCAUCUAUCUAUCUAUAUGUCUAUCAUUCUGUUACCAAGAAAUCAAACGCGAUAUCCUCCGCCACGAACAACAGACAAAACAAGAGAGAAGUCCGGGUCUGCAAAAGGCCAUCCGACUUCUUAACGAAAAGGAACGUACCGAAUACCAACAACAAAAGCAUGGUUCUUCCUGGGGCCUUGGCUUCAAACGCAAGCGGAGAUCCGCCCCGAACUCUCGCCAGGCGACGGAAUCGCACGAAAGGCGUAAUUCAACUUCCGGUUCCUCACACGGACGGAACCGGCGGACAUUGUUCCGGCGCAAAAGGCGGAACUGCGCUCGCUACGAAAUGUAUGUCGAUUUCAACGCCAUCGGCUGGUCAGGUUGGAUAAUUUCGCCCAAGGGUUACAAUGCCUACCAUUGUUCAGGACCUUGUCCGUUUCCGUUAGGACAAAGCCACAGGCCAACAAAUCAUGCCACGGUGCAAAGCAUUGUCCAUGCUCUCCGCGCGGGAAAAAACGUUCUAACGCCUUGCUGUGUACCGGAUAAGCUUUAUUCGAUCAGCCUGCUUUAUUUUGACGAUCAAGAGAAUGUUAUUCUUAAGCUUUAUGAAGAUAUGGUAGCUGCAAGUUGUGGAUGUCACUGA
Messenger RNA from Acanthosepion pharaonis, 693 nucleotides. The record is from the annotation of a GenBank genome assembly. Lineage: Eukaryota; Metazoa; Mollusca; Cephalopoda; Sepiida; Sepiidae.